UCCCCGCCAAGGAAGGCGCUGCUGCCUCCUCUCCUCUCCCCUCCCCACCGCCCUCGCCCGCCCGUGGUACACGUGUCCAGGAGGAGCCGGACAAUCCCGUGCAGGUCUGCAUGGGAAGAAAGCACCGUCGAAUUCCCUGCGAGGUCCUGUCCUGGCCACAUCGCGAGGGGCAAGACGGUCGCCGGAAUGCCCCGAACCCGAGUCACACACCCCCUUGCCGAACCCUGCUCGGAACGACCCUCGACAACGGACAGCGGGGCCGCCCGGCCGAGUCCCUCCGAGCGGGUGCGAACUUGCCCGCCUGGGUCCCUUUUUUAACUCGAGGAGCCGCAGCCUCGUGUUUCUGAGAGUGCACGUCUGAAGUGGAAACACGAGGGCAGGACGUUCCGCCCACCAUGGCCACAGCGUUACCCAGAACCCUCGGAGAGCUGCAGCUUUAUCGGAUCCUGCAGAAAGCCAAUCUCUUGUUCUACUUCGAUGCCUUCAUUCAGCAGGGAGGGGAUGAUGUCCAGCAGUUGUGCGAAGCAGGGGAAGAGGAGUUUCUUGAGAUCAUGGCCCUCGUAGGCAUGGCGAGCAAACCUCUUCACGUCCGAAGACUGCAGAAAGCUUUGAGGGACUGGGUCACAAAUCCAAGCCUUUUUAACCAGCCUCUGACUUCCUUACCGGUUAGUAGCAUUCCAAUAUAUAAGUUACCGGAAGGUUCUCCAGCUUGGUUGGGAAUUUCAUGCAAUAGUUAUGAAAGGAACAGUAAUGCCCGGGAGCCUCACUUGAAGAUUCCAAAAUGUGCUGCCACGACCUGCGUCCAGAGUGUGGGAGCCAGCAAGUCUGAGGGGAUGGGAAACUUACCGCUGCAGAGCGGCAGUGACCAGAGACUGUGGCAAGGACACCACACGACAGAGAGUGAACACAGUCUUUCCCCAGCUGACGUUGGCUCUCCAGCCUCACCAAAGGAAAACGCGGAAACGUUGGAUGCAGCGGCGGCUUUGUCGGUAACUGAGUGUGUUGAGCGCUUGGUUCCCACUCUUCCCAAAAGUGACUUGAAUGAGGUGAAAGAACUGCUGAAAGUCAAUAAAAAACUGGCCAAGAUGGUUGGUCACAUCUUUGAGAUGAAUGAUGAUGACCCUCACAAAGAGGAGGAGAUUAGGAAGUACAGUGCGAUCUAUGGCAGAUUUGACUCCAAAAGAAAAGAUGGCAAACAUCUCACCCUCCAUGAGCUCACAGUUAAUGAAGCAGCUGCUCAGUUGUGCGUAAAGGAUAAUGCGCUGUUGACCCGAAGGGAUGAGCUCUUUGCACUGGCGCGGCAAAUCUCUCGAGAAGUCACAUACAAGUACACUUACCGGACCACCAAGUCUAAAUGUGGAGAAAGGGAAGAGCUGUCACCAAAGAGAAUUAAAAUAGAGGAUGGCUUUCCUGAUUUCCAGGAUGCAGUCCAGAAUUUCUAUCAGCAGGAUUCUGUCAAAAUUCAGCAAGCAUUGUCAAAAGGAAAGUGUGAAGACCUGGCAGCACUUGGUUCACAGCCUGAAAAGAUGAUGGCCAAGCAGAUGGAGUUUCUUUGCACUCAAGCUGGUCUGGAGAGACGCCUUUCUGCAGGGCUUUACAGACAAAGCUCAGAAGAACACAGUCCCAAUGGCUUGACAUCAGAUCUUACUGAUGGGCAAGGUGAAAGGCCUUUAAAUCUCCGCAUGUCAGGUCUACCAAAUAGGCACAUGCCUCACAUUUCAUUAGAAGGGGAGCCUCAUGGAGUGAAGCCGCUGUGCGGUGACUUGAGCCGGCUCUAUGCCAGUGGUGAGGCCAAGUCACAACCUUCAGAAGGCCUUGGUAUGUUGAAAGAUUUUCCUCACUCAGCUUUCAGCAGCCUUGAGAGAAAGGUCAUAAAGACAGAACCAGAAGAUACAAGAUAGCCAUGCUGCUUUUGAAGUUUAUUGAAGAAAAAAGCUUCAAACAAGAAACCAGCCUUAAUAACCAGUGUUGCCUCAUUGAAAUAAGUGAUUUCAUAGCCAAAGCCUAAGAACAGGGACGGUUAUCCCGAAAACUGACACAAAAAGCCAACCAGCCCUUUUGGACAGUGAAACUGCCAUGACAAGUGGGUGCAAACAUUAUGAACAUGAGGUGGGAAAGGCUCACAAACUAAUAUUGUGAGCCCUUGUUAUUUAAGAAUGUAUUAUGUAUUUGUAUAACUUAAAAGUAAAAACCUAGGUGUCAGAAUGUGUAUUAAACUCAGUAGAUGUGGCUGCCAUUAUUUUUACUUGAAAUUUUAAUGUCUACUUUACUUGUAGAUAUGAUAGAUAUUAGUCUGGCUUUUUUAAAAAAACAACUUUGUUUGGGGGACGGGGGCAGGAUGGUGAAGGCGGGAGGAGCCAUGUAUAACACACUUUAAUAGCAGGUUUGCAAUGUUUAUUUUUAAAAGCAAAAAAAGCAAUUACAUAAAAAGUUACAGGGAUAUAGCAUUUGGAAGAGCUGAUUGUAUUAUAACACACAUUUUUAUUCUUAUUGGUGUUGUCUCAUUCUCAAAGACUUCAAGAACACGUAUCUGUAAUGUAUUUAUUUACGUUUUAUUCCUAUCUGCUGUUUAGAGACUGAUGGGAAGAGGAAGAAACAUAUUAUUGUUUCAUAAGAAAUACUCUAUAGACAGGGAGGGGAAAAUCUCUCCCGUCACAAAGGAAUUUAAUUCUCUAGGCAUUUUGAUUAAGGCUGCCAGAGGAACUGCUGAACAACUGGCAAAGCUUAUGGAACUUUUCUUCUCAGUUUUUAAGUCAGAGGGCUUCAGAUAUCAGAAGAGAUUGGAAAAGUAGUGUGAGAAAUUUACAUGCUCUAAAACAGCCAAUAAAAUGAUAUGGAAAAGAGAAAUGGGAAGAUGGAGAUGCUACUGGUAGACAAAUAGUUCAUAGCAGCUUUAUAGUCUACUUGACUUUACACUUAUAUUGGUACAUUUCUUUUUUAUUUGUAUGAACAAGUGUACCCUUUAUUUAUUUUAUGGUAUGUGUGUGGGUAUGUAUGGUGUGUAUCUGUAUGUGGAUGAGCUAUUCUUAAGAUCGCCCCAUUUUGUCAAUAAUGUAAUGGUUCAUUUGUAAGAGACAUCUUGGUAUUUACCUCUGGGAUAUUUUCAAUAUUGUGUCUCCACGUGAUGCAAUGCACACUAUCAUGAUGACAUGGGUUUACAGAACAGCCUUCUUUCCUCAGUAUGACUAACAGGGUCUGAUCACCUUAAUUCAGUCUUCCCAGCCCAGUGCCUUCCAGGUGUAUUGGACUACAUUUCCCAUCUGUGUAGUCUGGGGAUAGCAGGAGUUGUGGUUCAACACACUGAGAGGUGCCCUGGCUGGGGAGGGCUGCUUUUUAAAAAAUAAUGCUUAAUUUGCCUAAAGUAACGGGAGAGGAAAAGGUAAUGAAAAUGCCACAAGUUCUUAUGUUUUCACUAUACAGUAUUGCUCUUCAUAGCUGAAGAUUUUGCUCUGUGUACCAGUGAGUCAUUCUGUAUGCCAUAUUGAAGCUAUCAGUGUAUCGUGAGGUGACAUCUUCACACAGCAGUCCUAGAUCAUAGUGGGACAUGUUUAAUAAUUAUCACUUGUCUUGUUGCAACAAAGCGUGAUGCUAGAAAACACCACUCCACAUGUUUCUAAUAUGAGCAAAAAGCCUUUUUUUAAAAAAAUAAAAGAGCAGCAAAGUCUUGUUUCUUGAAUUAUAUAGUAUCAUUUGAUUGAGUAACCAUUGAAUAUAUUCCAAGAAGCUGUAUUCAAAGGAGCCUGCAGCUUAGUGGAUCAAAAUGAAAGUGAUGUAUGUGUAGCUUAAAGUAGAUCAUUUCUUCUUGUUUUGUGAACUAAUAACACAAAUAUGUGUUUCCUUGUUUCCGAAGAUGCACAUAACACUACUUGCUAUAUAAGCAGUUUCACAAACAAGGACGGUAAAUCCAGGCACAGAAAGCUCACUUCACUCCUAGUAGCAGAGAGCAUCUUGUUUUGUAAAGGCCAAUGUAAUGUAGUGUACAUUUUAAAUCUGUAGUAUAUCUUUUUUUUUUUAAUUUUAAUUUUGAAUGACUUGACCAAGUUGGGUUUUUUUAGUAUUUGAGGUACUUAGCUCCCCCCCCCCGCCGCCGCCACCCACAGUCCAGCAAACCAUUUCAGACCUAAUAGGCUUCUUCUUUCAUUUUUAACCGUUCUUCGGUUGCAGGAGGUUUAUACACCUUUUUUAAUUUCUAUCAAAAUAAGCCUGAACCAGCUAAAUCUACCAGGAAUUUUUAACCUGGCAUGGAGUGCAUUGUGAAGUAUUUUCUGAAGUGAUGGGAAUUCUGGUGUAUUAAAAUUUAGUAGUAGGGUUAAGGUGAGUUUAAGGUGCACAUUUGUAAAUCUUGAACCUAAUGAGAAUUCCAUUGUCACCCUGAGCAGGGCCAACCAAUUGACAAUGGGGGCAUGCUUUUUCUGCUUCUUGGCAUCAUGGUUUGCUGAAAAACAGCACGGGACACUGCAGGAUAAUGGCUAAAAUCCAGCUCUGUAACUUAAAUUACCAUGUAAAGCAGAUGAAAUCAUCUGGGGUUUUUUUUAGAAAUUAAAAGUUCUAACCAACCCCUCCCAAAGACUCUUAAGACUUCCUUGGGAUCUCUUCAGUUGUGCAGAAGCCAUUAGAGCUGUGGAAUAAGUGGGGGGGUAGGUUUUGUUUUUUUGCAGAAAAUCAGUGAAAUCACCUAUUGAUGGUGGGGUUUUUUGUCCUUCAGCCCUCAACAUCUUCAGGGAUUGGAAAUGUUUAACUUCUGAAAAACUGUUGUAGGUGAUGACCUCAUCGGCUGAUAUCACAGGAUAACUACAUAAACAAGAUUUCCGCCAACACGUUUUGUUGACUGGGAUAAAAAAGUACCUCAGUGGCAAAAGGCAAUAAAUUUAUUGAGAUAGUUUUUGCUUGAACAGGUUUUGUGUGUGUGUGUGUGUAUGUGUGUGUUAUUUUGAAGGGGGUGGGGGUGGGGAAGGACACUCACUCUCAGUAGCUAUACCUUGGGGACAGUAACAACACUACAGACUUGUAGGUUUGUUUGGUUAUGAGCAGAUUCUGUGACAAUAUGUAACUCUGGGAGACUAAAUAUUUAAACCUGGAGAAUGAGGGUUUCAUCUCUUACCUAUUAGUUGUAUGUUACUGUUGAAAAUAAUAGCUGUUUCAGUGUCGUCCACCUGAGUAGACCCCUCCCUCAGAGAAGAAUGUGAUGAAGGAUGCUGUGACAAUCCCAUCCCUCGAAAUCUCCCCCCCCCCCCCUGUGUUAAGCUCAUAUCUCAGGAAGAAGUCUCUUCUCAUCUUGUAGACUGAGUGUCUUCCCAAAAGAUUUACCUUUACACAUGCUGGGAGACUUAUUUGGGGUACACUUAACCACCAGCCCUUUAUCUGCCCUACCAUGUGCAGCCAAGUGUGUUGGGCUUAAGGACACUUGGAAUUCCUGAAUUCUUUUUGAAUACCUGAACAGGCUCCCCUCCC
Molecule: messenger RNA, 5451 nt
Organism: Pogona vitticeps (central bearded dragon)
Lineage: Eukaryota; Metazoa; Chordata; Lepidosauria; Squamata; Agamidae
Gene: NAB1
Product: NGFI-A binding protein 1
Biological process (GO): negative regulation of DNA-templated transcription
Cellular component (GO): nucleus
Molecular function (GO): transcription coregulator activity; transcription factor binding
Source: RefSeq, a predicted model, not a curated record